Messenger RNA from Pogoniulus pusillus (Red-fronted tinkerbird), 4538 nucleotides. RefSeq names its product zinc finger protein 366 (gene ZNF366). The record is from RefSeq and is a predicted model, not a curated record. The coding region runs from base 186 to 2384 and encodes 732 amino acids. The transcript is spliced from 6 exons. NCBI's taxonomy places the organism in Eukaryota, Metazoa, Chordata, Aves, Piciformes, Lybiidae.
GGGAGGGAGAGGGAGAGAGAGACGGAGAUUACCAACAUGAGAACAGGUAGGGAGUUUAGGUCAAGACUCCUGCCAACUUCAGCAACUGACUUGGUCCUGUGAUGCAUGUUGCCCUGGGCAGUGGAAUAGACUCGUGUACUGAGUGAAAGCAGCUAAAGGAACUUGGACAAUAUAAAAAAUCAAAUAUGAUGAAAAACGAGGAACCAAGUUUUAACGUGAACACUACAGGAGCCUCUCCCUUCUCCCGUUGCCUGCAGCGGCUGAGUCCUGUCACAAAGCCACACAGAACAACUCCAUUUGGUGAAGAAUUCAGACCACACCUCUCACACUUCCGCUAUGGUCCCCCUCCUCUUGGAGACAUGGAAACGUUCCAGGGAUCCUUGGAAGGAAGGUCUCGGAAACGCAAGAGCAUGCCAACGAAAAUGCCUCCUUCUCUCCCUGUUGAGGGUUCCUCAUCACCAUCUGACAGACCUGAAGAUCGCAAUGACAUAGGCUCUUCUAGUCUCCCCUUGGUGUUCCAACAGCCAGCACAACCCAAGUACAGCUCCCAGAUGAUUGACCUCUGCAACUUUGGUUUUCAGUUCUAUAGAACUCUGGAGCACUUUGGAGCCAAGUCCAUCAAGCAAGAACCGGUGAAGCCUCAUAUGUCAUGGCCCAACAGUCCAGCAUUCAUGCAGGGUCCUUACUCUUAUUAUCCCAAAGUUCACCCUGGUUUAAUGUUUCCUUUUAUUGUGCCACCCAACUUCCAUUUCAGGAAUCCCUUUCAAAUGAAGAGACCCCCAGAGCCACCAUUCAAGAGAGCUGAAGUAAGAGAAGGUGGUGAAAACAAGCAGAAAGUGGAAAGAGUAGAUGUCAACCUUCAGAUAGAUGACAGUUACUAUGUUGAUGUUGGAGGUGAACAGAAACGCUGGCAAUGUCCCAUGUGUGAGAAGUCCUAUACAUCCAAGUAUAAUUUGGUUACUCACAUCCUGGGACACAGUGGCAUUAAGCCACAUGCUUGCACCCGAUGUGGCAAGCUUUUUAAGCAGCUGAGCCACUUGCACACACACAUGUUGACACACCAGGGCACUCGGCCACAUAAGUGCCAGGUGUGCCACAAGGCUUUCACUCAAACCAGUCACCUUAAGCGACACAUGAUGCAACACAGUGACAUCAAGCCUUACAACUGCAGGAUCUGUGGCAGAGGUUUUGCCUACCCUAGUGAGCUGAAAGCACAUGAGUCUAAGCAUGAAAGUGGCCGAGAGAACAUUUGUGUGGAGUGUGGUCUGGACUUUCCAACACUGGCUCAGCUGAAGAGACACUUAACAACCCACCGUGGUCCUAUACAGUACAAUUGCACUGAAUGCGAUAAGACCUUCCAGUACCCAAGUCAGCUGCAAAACCACAUGAUGAAGCACAAAGACAUUCGCCCAUACAUCUGCACUGAAUGUGGCAUGGAGUUUGUGCAGCCCCACCACCUCAAGCAACACUCCCUAACUCACAAGGGUGUGAAAGAGCACAAAUGUGGAAUCUGUGGCCGGGAAUUCACGCUACUGGCCAAUAUGAAGCGACAUGUCCUCAUCCACACUAAUAUCAGAGCCUAUCAAUGCCAUUUGUGCUUCAAGAGCUUUGUGCAAAAGCAGACACUCAAGGCCCACAUGAUUGUUCACUCUGAUGUCAAGCCCUUUAAAUGCAAGCUGUGUGGAAAGGAAUUUAACAGAAUGCAUAAUUUAAUGGGACACAUGCACUUGCACUCAGACAGCAAGCCUUUCAAGUGCCUCUACUGUCCCAGCAAGUUCACCUUGAAGGGGAACCUAACCAGGCACAUGAAAGUCAAACACGGGGUCAUGGAAAGAGGAUUUAAUUCUCAAGGUUUUGGAAGAGGAAGAAUUGCUCUGUCCCAGACAAAAGCCUUGAGAAGUUUGGAACAGGAAGAGCCCUUUGAUCUUUCUCAGAAGAGCCAAGGGAGGGGAUUCUCAUUUCAUUCGGAUGGUGAGACUGUCAAGGGAAGCUCAUACCAGGAAGAGGAAGAUAACAGCUAUGAGGCAGAGCGGUACAGUCCUGACAUGUAUCUCCACAGUGACAACAAGCUGUAUGUGGCUCAAGAUCUGGCUCAUGGCAAACCCGAGUGCGUGACAAAGGGCUUCAGAGAGUCCUACUGCAAUGAGAAGGAAGAAGAGCUAAGUGAGGGACAACUGCAGGAGAGACUAGGAAGUUCAGACAAACAGGAGAGCCAAAGAGAGGGAGACCAUGCAAACAACAAGCACCUCAGCAUCAGAUCCUUUGAAAAGGCCAGACUGGGCCACUCUCUUUCUGAUUACUUGUAUUUCAAGCACAGGAACAAGAACACGAAAGAAUUGCUGGAAAGAAAAAUGGAAAACCAAACAAUGCUUAUAGGCAUUUAAAAUGGACAUUUGAAAACAGCUGGAAGAUGGGAACCAGAUAGCUGUUAGCACGAACUGUAAUUUAUCAAAGAUUGGAAUUUUGUAGUAGUCUUUAGACAUAAACAAGCCAAAGUGAUAAAAAUAAUUCAAGGUAAACCACAUAUAUUAAUGAACAAAGCAGUCCAAGGUCCUGCCAUCAAGAAAUGCAAUAGAUCAUGAACAGUAAUCCUUUCAUACUUAUUCAUUUGAUGCAUAAGCAGACAAUGCAGUGGGUACAGAAGUUUAUUUUUCUGUAUUGGAGUGAUAGAGAUUUACUCACAAUUUUCUAGUUAUCAGAAAGCAAUAUACUUUAGUAUUGGUUUAUUGUCUGACUAAACAUAUAUGGACAUUUCUAACCACAAGUCUCAAAAAAAAAAUAACCUGAAAACAGUAAAAAUAUUUCACAGUAUAAGCAAGUAUACUAUUAAACAUAGUAUGCAUGGAGGCGCUGUCACUCUCAGAAAUAACAGUCUCAAUACUUUCCUUUACUGAAGUGUUAGUUCAGUCACUUACAAUGAGAAAUAAGAAACAAGAGCAAAUACUAAUGUCUUCUGAGAUAGUGAAAGGCAGCUCUGUAAGGCUUUAAAAAAGACUGGAAUUUAUUACAGUCAGAGAAGCUCUUCCUCUGGCACAAGGGAUAUUCGUGCUUUGCUGUGUUUCAGUCAGUAUGGGAGUUCUCAGCAGCUCUUCAAAUGCAGUAGCAUGGACUGUGGUCACACUUUGUUUAACGGACUCUUCAGUCCGAUACACUUAAUGAGCAGCAGCAUGUAGCAUUUGCAGGUCUUGCUCUAAUUACACAUAAAGCAAUACAAGCAAUUUAACUGAGAAAAUUAUGAAUUUUGCCUUUUAUCUCUCCAGUUCAUCUUGGCUAGCAAGGACCAUUUUAAAAUACACAGAUCUGAUCAGAUUUUAAUUUAGAAGGUAUGCUACAAAUUAAAUAGUGCUGUCCAACAGGGUAAGGAGUACCUCAGGAGGAAAACUAGCUCUGGAUUUCCUCUUGUUGGAGUCAGAAAUUACUCUUAUCAACAUGGUUUGACUUUCAAGCUCCAGGCCUUUCAAAAUUCCACUUACAUUGUGUUUGAUGAGUAAUUUCCAGUUUCUCAUCCUCUGACUCCCAUUCAAUGGUAAGUUCAUAACAAAGCUGUUAAAAGCACAUUCAAUUAAGUACAUUCUAUUGACUGUUUCACCAGGACCUUGAUUCAUGCUUCUUCAAGGCAGAUGAGAAAAAAACCUAUAUGAUCUUGUUGCUUACAAGGAAAUAAAGAUUUCAUGUAAUUUAAUUAGCUAUAUUCUGGCAUCACAUCUCAAAAAGUUAAAAUCCAUAUAUAUGGUACAACUUUCCCAAAUAUUACUACCUUCUUCACCUACCUGCCAGCUUCUUGAUUUGAAAUGCCUUGCUAUCAUGCUCAAUAUAUAGCAAGUUAUAGUUAAAUAUAGUCACAUACUUAUGGCUCACUAGGGCUAGAGUCAUGUAGCUACAGCUCUCUGCCAUUAUAAGAUGCCACUCACCUUACAGAACUAAUGAUUCUCACACCCACCAGUUAACCAUUGUUCACAGGGCAGUUGCCCUUAUUCAUCAUGUAAAACUGGAGUGUAGUCUGAGGCUGCAGAAGGGUGGUUUCAUUUUUCAGGGUAUAAACACAGAGCAAUAAAUACUUUGAAUGAAGAGCAGAGAUCCCCACCUCUAUUUGAAGGUGGGCUGCAGGAUACUUGGAGAAGAACUUUUUACAAAGGCAUGUUAGUGACAGGAUGAGGGGUAAUGGCUUCAAAGUGGAAGAAGCUGGGUUUAGAUUAGAUAUUAGGAAGAAAAUUUUCUCUGCUAGGGUGGCGCGGCACUGGAACAGGUUGCUCAGAGAAGAUGUGGAUGUUUCAACCAUGAAGUUGUUCAAAGCCAGGCUGGAUGGGGCCUUGAGCAACCUGGACUCACAGGAGGUGUCCCUGCCUGCAGGAGGGGGAUUGGAACUAAAUCUACUAAGUCUGAACUAAAACCAUUCUAUGAUUCUAUGAUCUGUGAUGACUCUAUGAAAAAGGUAUUGAUAAAAUAAGCUGUAUCUUAUGGGUGACUCUUACAAAUGUAAUUAACUCCAGAGCUGAUGUACAUAAUUUUUUUAAAUAAAAAGGGGAUAUCAAAUUGAA